AUGUCGUGUUUGGUAGUACCGCAAAUAACGGAAGCGUUACCGAAUUUCAAGGUUGAUAAGCAUAAUCUAAAUAUUCCUGAGAAUGUAAGACUGGCAGAUCCACAGUUUGACGUGCCCGGUGGAAUCGAUAUGUUAAUCGGUGCGGAUUGCUUCUGGGACGUCAUGUGCGUAGGUCAGAUAAGGUUAGGAAAACAAGCCCCUUACUUACAAAAAACGAAGUUUGGUUGGGUCAUGUCUGGACGCGUAGAAACGACUUCAAAUAGCUUUAUACAGUGUAGCCUAUCAACGAAUAGCGGUGUUGACAAGCAGCUUUCGCGGUUCUGGGACUUAGAAGAAUUUCCACAAAGCAAACUUUUGUCCGAUGAAGAGAGGGCUUGCGAAAAACAUUUUGUAGGAACCUUCACGUGCGAUGCAAACGGGCGAUUUGUUGUUACGAUACCGUUAUUUGACAGUCCGGAAAAAUUAGGCGAUUCCUAUGAAACGGCAAAAAAUCGUCUAUUUAGUUUAGAGCGGAAAUUCAAACGUAAUGAAAACUUUAAGGCAAAAUACGUGAAAUUUAUCGACGAAUAUAGGUCUCUAGGACAUAUGCUAAAGUUAAAUACCGACGAUGAAACCAAACCAAGGUAUUAUAUGCCGCAUCACGGUGUCGUUAGGGAGGGUAGCCUGACCACCAAACUCCGCGUAGUCUUUGACGCUUCGUGCCCCACUACAAGCGGCUACUCAUUUAACGAUUUACAGAUGACGGGACCUAGUAUUCAGUCCGACAUAUUUUCGAUUCUUUUGCGUUAUCGUAAAUACAACUUCGUGAUCGCCUCAGACGUGGAGAAAAUGUAUAGAAUGUGUAAUAUUAAUGCGGAACAAACGCCCUUACAAAGAAUCCUAUGGCGCGAUAAUAGCAAUAAUCCUACCGAAAUUUAA
Messenger RNA from Anoplophora glabripennis (Asian longhorned beetle), 918 nucleotides. RefSeq lists its product as uncharacterized. The record is from RefSeq and is a predicted model, not a curated record. The transcript has a single exon. Lineage: Eukaryota; Metazoa; Arthropoda; Insecta; Coleoptera; Cerambycidae. The coding region runs from base 1 to 918 and encodes 305 amino acids.